AUGUCUAUAUCCAGCGCCUUUUGCUGCGUUGGUGCGGCCACCACCUGCUACUGGGCGAUCCAGCUGGCUCGGUAUCUCUACUGCUACAUCCGCCCAAGCUCCCUUCCACGCUAUAACCCCACCGGCAAAGACGCUUGGGCUCUCGUAACUGGUGCUACCGGUGGGAUUGGUUUUGGGUUUGCCGAAGAGCUCAGCGAGCGUGGAUUCAACGUCUUCCUGCACGGCCGGAACCGCGAGAAGCUCAAUCGGAGACAGGAAGAGCUCCAGGCGAAGUUCCCGAACAUUAAGUAUAAGAUCGUCGUCUCGGAUGCGGCAGACCUCCACGAGGAUGUCAACUUGAUCCCCAACGAGGUCGGAAAUGCAAACCUUACGGUUCUGGUGAACAAUGUUGGAGGAGAGACCCAGGCAUACCGGGGUUUGACAGAGUUGUCAUAUCAGGAUGUGCGGACUACCAUCAACACCAAUGCCACUUUCAUGACACAGAUUACCCGAGUCUUGCUCCCGGUUCUCGAAAAGAACGGUCCUAGCUUGAUCCUCAACGUUUCUUCGAUUGCGGCCUACGGUAUGCCUUUCGUUCCGGUGUACAGUGGGACAAAGGGAUUCGUCGAGUCUUUCAGCAGAGCUCUCGAUGCAGAGGUGAAGGCGCGUGGACAAGACGUAGAGGUACUUGCAAUUCGAGUGGGAAGUGUGCAAAGUCAGAGCAAUGAUGUUGACGUGGGCUUGCUUGUCCCCGACUCACGGACCAUGGCUGCCGCUUCGUUGGAGCGUGUUGGAUGUGGCCUUCCUCUGAUCUUUGGAUACUGGGGUCAUGCGAUUGCGGGCGUCAGCCUUGAUUUCAUUCCCAGGCCUUUCAUGAUCAAGAUGUUGGCGAAUACCAUGGAUUCCCUGAAGAAGCAGGCUGAAGAGAGGCAAGCGAAGCGGAACUAA
This is a messenger RNA of Aspergillus chevalieri, 927 nucleotides long. Its product is annotated as putative short chain dehydrogenase/reductase. NCBI's taxonomy places the organism in Eukaryota, Fungi, Ascomycota, Eurotiomycetes, Eurotiales, Aspergillaceae. Gene Ontology annotation, cellular component: endoplasmic reticulum. The record is from RefSeq and is a predicted model, not a curated record. Gene Ontology annotation, molecular function: oxidoreductase activity. The coding region runs from base 1 to 927 and encodes 308 amino acids. The transcript has a single exon.